This is a messenger RNA of Cylindrotheca closterium, 222 nucleotides long. NCBI's taxonomy places the organism in Eukaryota, Bacillariophyta, Bacillariophyceae, Bacillariales, Bacillariaceae. The record is from the annotation of a GenBank genome assembly.
AUGGAAAAGUUUGCUGAAAGUUACGCGCGACAGAACCCAGAUGUCUUCUCCAACUCUGACACGGCUUUCAUCCUAGCACCAUAUCCAAAGCCACUUCCAUUGAAGGCGUUUAUGAUGGAAUAUCUGGGGACAGCACCACAAAUGAGUAGCCUGAGCUUCACCUUUGCUUUGGAAAUGCUCCAUAAGGAUUUCAAGAAGUACAUGUAUCCGCACGACCAUUAA